CUUGCUUGUAGGUAGUUUUAACUUUUAAGGGUUAGUGUGCAAUUAAAAUCUUUUCUGUAGCUGUUAUCAUCAAUUUUUAUUGAUUCACGCUGUGUUACAAAUUGUAUUACAAAUUAUAAUUAAUAAUGAGCGACAGUUGGCGGCAAACAAUGAUGAACAUUACUGAUCGUAUAUUUCCAUCUCUACCUCCCGAAGAAAAAGUCGGCACAACUUUUGGUAACGAAAUCGUAUCUAGUCUUCCACUUCAAAUGUCACUGUAUUUUAACGUUGUAUACUUUCCAUUUUGGCUUUAUACGUUUUUAUCACUGAUCUCGUUUAAAAUGAAUUGUUUAAAUAUGUUGACUCAAACUAUAAUCUCCGUGUCGCUAUUUUUGAUAUUGAUGCUGGAAUGCGCUCGAUUGUAUUUGGGUGUUCAAGGAAAUCUCAGAGAAAAAAUUCCAGAUUUGGCCGCAUUUUGGAUGUUUUCGUUGAUCCUCCAAUUACCUCUACAGUUGGUAUUMUUAUUCCUGAAUACCAUGCCCGUUGAAAUGGCCGUUCAAGGCAUAAUGUGCCUUUUACUCCUGUCGCAACUUGUUUUUGGGUUCGUGGUCCUACGCGACAUGGCGAAACAUCACAAACUCCGUUUCCACAUAUCGCAAUUCUACUGCACCCAGCACACUAAAACAGAAUGAAAAAAAAAUAUCUGAACUAUUAUUCAUAUUUGCAUGUUAUCAGAGGUUGAAUUGGAAAAUAAAUAACGGUAGAUUUUAAAUGAAGUUGAAUAAUUAUUAGCGUUCCAAAGCAAAUUAAUCUAAUAGUAACCCUAUUUCUUAAUGAAUAUAAUAAAGGGGGUUACUCUAUAUAAUAUGAUAAAAAACGAAGAGUAGCCUGAGUCUCCC
Molecule: messenger RNA, 878 nt
Organism: Diuraphis noxia (Russian wheat aphid)
Lineage: Eukaryota; Metazoa; Arthropoda; Insecta; Hemiptera; Aphididae
Product: transmembrane protein 17B-like
Biological process (GO): non-motile cilium assembly
Cellular component (GO): ciliary transition zone
Source: RefSeq, a predicted model, not a curated record